Molecule: messenger RNA, 1923 nt
Organism: Gossypium arboreum
Lineage: Eukaryota; Viridiplantae; Streptophyta; Magnoliopsida; Malvales; Malvaceae
Product: protein STRICTOSIDINE SYNTHASE-LIKE 2
Exons: 4
Coding region: 606-1814 (402 amino acids)
Biological process (GO): biosynthetic process
Molecular function (GO): strictosidine synthase activity
Source: RefSeq, a predicted model, not a curated record
AAUUAAAGGAGCUUUUAGAAAGCCCUAAAAGCUUUAACUAUUUUCUCAAUUCCCUCACUUUCCCCUUGUUUCACUAGCCGAAUGGCUAAGCCUCAAAAGCUGUUGAAAUCUGACCGCAACAACGGAGGGCCUGAGCGCGUCGUGACUCCGGUCAUGAAGACGUGGAGGAGGGCGACGUGGUACGUGGGUGCGAACGUGGAGCAAGGCACGCGUGUAUGGAGGAGGCGGUCGUAGCUGCGGCGCAAAGGAAGCUUCUAGUGUUUAGAGUUUGCUGAAAAGUGUUUUGAGUUUGGGGCUAUUUGGGUUAGUCUUAUUUUGGGCUUAUAAUUGGGUUUGUUGUUUUUGUAAUUUUAGAUUUUUUUAUGUGGAUUAUUUGGUUUUAUUUAUUGGGCUGAAAUUAGUAGCCCAGGUUAAAAUUGGAUCUUACAAUUUAGUUGAUUUUUUUUUAAAUAAUUGAAGUGAAAUAAAUAAAGGGAAAAAAACAGACUUGUGAAUUUUUGAGAUAAGCACAUCUACGGUGCUAACAUGUUUCCUCUUUAUAUAUGUAAUAGAUUUUCACAUUAGGCCAACAAAAAAAAAAAGAAUAAAAUUGCAAAAGUAGUGGCAUGAAAGCAGGUGUGUUAUUGGCAAAACAUGAAUGCAUUAUUCCUUUCAUUGGAAUUGCUUUUUGCUCACACCACUUGCUUCUCCUCCUUACUCAUCUCAGCAUGGCCUCAAAACCCUUCAUCGCAUUAGCCACCGCUGUUUUCUUCUUCUCCCUCAUCGCCGUCAAUCAUUUUGGGAAACCUUUCCAGGGAAAACUUGGGGAAAUGGAAGUUGUCCCAAUUACGGAUACCGUAGGACCUGAAAGUGUAGCAUUUCACCCACUUGGAGACGGUCCCUACGUCGGAAUAUCCGACGGUCGGAUUAUCAAGUGGCAACCAAAUGAGCAUCGGUGGAUCAGUUUUGGCAUCACUUCUCCUAACAGAGAAGGGUGUGAAGGGAAACACGAUCAUGAGACAAGGGAACACAUAUGUGGACGUCCAUUAGGCAUAUGCUUCCACGAGACUACCGGUGACCUUUACAUCGCGGAUGCAUACAUGGGACUACUAAAACUAGGUCCAGCAGGUGGCUUAGCCACUCCUAUCCCAACGCAUGCUCAACCUCAACCUAUCCCUUUCACAUUCACCAAUAGCUUGGACAUCAAUCAAUCUGAUGGCUCCAUUUAUUUCACCCACACCUCUUCUCUUUAUCACAGGAGGAACCAUAUAGCAGUGGUUCUAAGUGGGGAUAAAACAGGAAUGCUGUUGAAAUACGAGCAAGAAAGCAAACAAAUCACUGUCCUUCUAACCAAUCUUUCGUUCCCAAAUGGAGUGGCAUUAAGCAAAGAUGGCAGCUUUCUUGUGUUUGCAGAAACCACCAAAUGCAGGAUCCUAAGGUACUGGUUAUCAACACCCAAAGCUGGAAACCUGGAAACAUUGGCACAACUCCCAGGAUUCCCAGAUAAUAUCAAAAGGAGCCCCAGAGGAGGAUUUUGGGUGGCCAUUCAUUCACGAAGAUGCAAGGUUUUGUCAUGGAUUCUUUCGUAUUCAAAACUAGGGAAUGCUUUGAUUUGGGUAUUGCCUGUUGAUGUCAUUACCAAAGCUUAUUCAGUGAUGUCGAAGUAUUUAGGGAGUGGGCUGGCAAUGAGGAUAAGUGAAGAGGGUGUUAUUUUAGAAACUUUGGAACUUGAGAGUGGGAAUAAAAUGAGUUCCAUAAGUGAAGUGCAAGAGAAAGAUGACCACUUAUGGAUGGGAUCAAUUAACAUGCCUUUCCUCGGUGUGUAUAGGUUAUAAAUUUUACUUACUUUUUAAUUCCAAAAUAAUAAUAUAAAUAACUUUAAAAGGGCCUGUUCAGGAAGUCUAUCUAAUUCUCCGGAAAUGAUCAAUUUAAAUCCUUUAAUUA